Aureobasidium namibiae CBS 147.97 is the source of this 417-nucleotide messenger RNA. RefSeq lists its product as uncharacterized. NCBI's taxonomy places the organism in Eukaryota, Fungi, Ascomycota, Dothideomycetes, Dothideales, Saccotheciaceae. The record is from RefSeq and is a predicted model, not a curated record. The transcript has 2 exons. The coding region runs from base 1 to 417 and encodes 138 amino acids.
AUGCUACGGACAAGCAGCGAAGAAGCAACGGCCUACUCGACCGCAAAGGCUGUCGACGCAAACGCACAGCAUCGCUCGACGUAUUCCCACCGCCGCUUCCGCACGAAUGCCUUCCUAGUUCGCAGACCACUCCCUGAUCACACCCUGCACGUCCGUCACCCUCGCACCCUCGAAGUCCUCAUCAGUCUGUCUGCCUGGAAUCACGAAGAUGGAGCUCUACACUUUGGCCUGGUCCACAACGCUUGCGCCAUCAUCGCCGGCAACCGACAUGACGGCUAUCUAUCUCAAUCGACAAAUGUCUCAGCUCCGCGCGUUACCAUGAAACACGCCGAGUUGCUUCCUGCACAGCCCGAGGCCUACUUCUACCAUGUUCCAGGAGAGUCUGACUACUCCAUCGUCCAGACCUUCGACCUCUAG